UUUCACAAUGUACAACCAUGUACAAGUUUGUUAAUCGGAACGAUGAUAGCACAGUGUACAGCGCCGUAGCCGAAGUGCUGACGAAACGUAAUUCUGAAUGGCUCUGUGUUCAGAAAGACAGUGCCCGUUUUCAUUUGAUGCUCGGCGAAAUCAACAAGUUACCUUUUGCAAGGCUUGGGCAUGGACAAGGCAUGAAUCCACUUGUCAAUUAUUACCGCGGUUCUGGAAGACUGUGUCGAAAGACAGCACUUGUCAAAACACUGCAAGAAUACUGUUCAAACUGCAAUAAAGACCCAUUUCAGAUUAUUCCACCAACGUAUUAUCUCUACCCUAAGAUAGCUGAUGUACCGAUGGAGUCUGGCAAUAGCCUAAAAGCAGUUAAGAUGCGAAGUAUGCAAAACAAGACAGAUGAAAGAGAAGCGUUUAUGAAAUGCUAUCACAAAAUGAAAGAGAAUAAACAAGGAGAUGUAUGGAUCGCUAAAUCUACGUCUGGUGCUAAAGGUGAAGGAAUAUUAAUAUCAGAUAAUCCACAACAAUUGAUUGAUUAUAUCGAUGAACAGAAACAGAGCCAUGUCAUUCAGAAAUAUCUAGAAAAACCUCUACUCCUCAAUGGUGAUAGAAAGUUUGAUAUUAGAUGUUGGGUUUUAUUAGACCAUCAAUACAAUAUUUACCUAUACAAGGAAGGUGUAUUGAGAACAGCGUCUGAUCCGUAUAAACCACAAGACUAUAGCGACACUACUGGACAUCUUACAAAUCAUUGUUUACAGGAAGCACUGUCACCUAAUUUUGGCAAAUAUGAAAUAGGCAAUGAAAUGUUUUUUGAUGAAUUUAACAGUUAUUUACAGGACAGAUACCAAACUGAAAUGGAAGAGAGUUUAAUACCUCAGAUAAAAGAAAUAAUCAAAGAAAGUUUAUACUCCGUCCAAGUACAUAUCAGUACUGAAGGGCUCUCCUAUCACAGCUUUCAACUAUUUGGUUUUGAUUUCAUGGUCGAUAGUGAUUUCAAAGUUUGGUUAAUUGAGGUGAAUGGAUCGCCAGCAUCUGCCGAAAAAUUGUUACCAGGUCUUUCAUCUGCUAUUGUUACAGUCGCUAUAGAUCCUGUUUUUCCUCCACAAAAUGAAUCUGAAGACAAGGAACAGACGCUAUUCCAGAAGUUGAACUGAUGUCAAAAUCACGUUUACUUCCGUCCUGUACACCAAUAUUUUUUUUUUUUUUAUAAUUAAACUGUUUUGGUAACUGGUUUACCAAUUUGGGUUUUAUAUCUAGUCUGAAGUGGAUCCUUUGGUCGUACAGUCCACUAUCUCAGUUGCAUCUGUUCAGCGUUUUACUGUGGACCAGUAAAUUAAAAUCAACAAAAAAUAA
Molecule: messenger RNA, 1362 nt
Organism: Saccoglossus kowalevskii
Lineage: Eukaryota; Metazoa; Hemichordata; Enteropneusta; Harrimaniidae
Product: tubulin--tyrosine ligase-like
Biological process (GO): protein modification process; microtubule cytoskeleton organization
Cellular component (GO): spindle microtubule
Molecular function (GO): tubulin-tyrosine ligase activity
Source: RefSeq, a predicted model, not a curated record